AUGGGAAGCUUGGCUCUCAAAGACAGUGUGGCUCGCAAGGAGUUUAAAAGUGCGGUGAAGGAUUUUGAUCCUGUGCCAAUUGAGGCAUGGAGGGGCAAAAUUGAUGAUACACCUGUCACUGUGAAGCAUGAGCCGCUCAAUAUUCAGGGCGUGAAGGGAGCCACGUCUGUCUACGCCGAAGCUUUCCUUCCUCUAUGGCGUGGAGAAGGACAUUAUGAUCAUCAUCGGGCGUGGGCCUACAACUGGGAAAGUAUUGAGGUGAUGAUCAAGGGCAUAUAUUUUUUUAAGCGGAAAGUUCCCUGGAGAAAUGCCAGCUGGGAUACGUAUGUAUGUACCCUCGAGAAUUGUACCACGCCCGGUGCACAUUGCAAGUGCACUGAUGCGCUGGCUGCAUUCAAGAGCAACUGCAUUGCGUCUGGAAGAACAUGUGAUGGCUGCUCUGAUAAAUGUCAAGUGGGAAGAGAAUGCGGAAGAUGCAUGCAUUUUACGUACCUUUCGCGGUUCUAUAUUGUCGUGGAAGAGGUGCGCCCGGGAAUUUUUAAAGAGGACCUUUAUAUGCGCAGUGCCAAAUAUGAUUUUGGCCCUUUUUCUCACGAUUACCAAUCAGAAGCACCCGUAAGCGUUGCGGUGCGUGUGUAUAGCAAAAAGGAUCCCUAUAUCGCUCUGCAACGAAUAACCCAGGGCACAAAUGAUCUUGGCACAAAGGACAAUACAGCAGGCAUUGUGAUGGUCGUUGUCGGAGCGAUUUUCCUUCUUAUGGGCAUUGGCGUGUGCAUAACACUGUGUUGCUACUGCAACGGUGGAAAGCAGAAGCCAAGAAGAAACUCGAACGAAGAGUUUGCGUCGCCCAUGAGAAUGACCGACGUCUCCAGGAACAACGUAGACGCUGGAAAUCAACAACUGGCACCACAGGCCCAGCUAUACGCCCAGACGGCACCAUCACAAGCAUUUGUAUAUGGCCAGCCGAUACCGCAGCAUGGCUACAUCGAUCUUGAGUCCUCACCGCAGCAGUUGAAUUACGCGUACGGGCAGCCGGUGCCGUUGUAUUCAUACAAUGGGCAGUCUCAACGCGAGAAAUACGGAGUUUCCCUCGACGAAAGCCAUGUGGAAAAGUAA
Trypanosoma grayi is the source of this 1116-nucleotide messenger RNA. Its product is annotated as putative procyclic form surface glycoprotein. Lineage: Eukaryota; Euglenozoa; Kinetoplastea; Trypanosomatida; Trypanosomatidae. The transcript has a single exon. Bases 1 to 1116 code for a protein of 371 amino acids. The record is from RefSeq and is a predicted model, not a curated record.